AUGCGAAUAGAUAAAAAAUUCGUAACUGGAGAUCGUAAUGAAUAUUGUUCAGUUCCCAUAGAUUUUUUAGAGAAAUUAAACAGACAGAACAAAUUACAGCAUGAAGAUAGUUUAUUAUCCACCUUUUUUGAUAAAGGUAUCAUUGCUAUUACUAAAGAAAUUCAAAAGAUAACUUUACAUCCUACUGCAAAAUUAUUUAAAGAACACCUUGAAAGUUAUGUUGAAAAGCAUUCCAGAGGAUAUAUUAAAGAUAUUGAAAAACACCAUUGGGAUUCUCAUUUUUAUUCAGAAUAUAUGAUUAUCGAUAUUUGGUUAGCACUUUUCAAAGUAUUUUCUGAGGUUCUUAAAAUAAAGGCAAAUGCAGUGGACAAUUCUGAUCUUCUAACAAUUAAUACAAUUAUUAUGAAGGCUAUGUCUAGAGAGGAUAGAGAAGUUUGUAUUAAGUCUUCAAUAGUAGUAUUUGCACUUGCAGUUUGUAGUAUUGUCUUAAAUCCACAAAAAGAUAUUGCAGAUAUCCAUGAUGAUUUAAAAAAUAAUGAAGGUUUAAAAGAUUAUAAUGAUACCGUCAAAGGAGAGACUUAA
Messenger RNA from Funneliformis caledonium, 582 nucleotides. Lineage: Eukaryota; Fungi; Glomeromycota; Glomeromycetes; Glomerales; Glomeraceae. The record is from the annotation of a GenBank genome assembly.